This is a messenger RNA of Anopheles coluzzii, 4560 nucleotides long. Its product is annotated as transmembrane protein 65. Bases 420 to 1457 code for a protein of 345 amino acids. The record is from RefSeq and is a predicted model, not a curated record. Gene Ontology annotation, cellular component: mitochondrion. The transcript is spliced from 6 exons. Lineage: Eukaryota; Metazoa; Arthropoda; Insecta; Diptera; Culicidae.
UCCCCAUUGUGUCAUUUGUUGUUGUUCUAGAGCGCACGCACGCCAGUUCCGCUGCAGUUUUCGGGGGGUGAUAAGCGUGAUUACGGGAGUUAGAAGUGCGAAUCAAUCGUUUCCCCACGCGAAACAGUGCCACUGCUGCAGGGAUAUCGAAAUACCUAGCUCGUGGUAGAGUGAAGCGAAAAAGAAGCGAAAGUGAUACGAAACCGAAGUGAGUGUGAAUUUAUUCACGAAAAGCGAAACGUCGAAAUCAAAAGCAGCAGCACACACACACUCGGGCCCGCACUGAUAAGCGUGUGCGGUGAAUCUUUUGCAGAGUGUGUAACAAAUUUACCUUCCCCCGCGGUGCGCACCAGCUUCCGUGUCCGAUUGUUUCCGCCAGGUGGAGAAGCAAAAAAGCAGCAGCAGCAACCGCAAACGGAAUGUGUGCGAACGUGUCGUGUGUUGUGCGCGCUGCCAGCAUGAUGUCACAGUGUGCUACGCUGUGCAGUGCCCCACGGAUGCCACCGCGGCUUAGUCACCGGAUAGGUGGGAUGGCUGGUGCUUCCAUAUCCUUCCACAGCACGGCCCAGCAGCAGCAGCACCGGGUCACCCAACACCAGCCAGCGCGAGUCGCCGCCCGAACUGGAUACAACCACCACCUCCAACGGCAGCCCGUGAUGGCGCGGGCGUACUUCUUUCCGGGAGGUGGCCCGGUGCGGUCCUACACCCAGGCCGCCUCGACCCUCACCCGGGAGCAGCUGCACGAUCUGGUGUACAGGUUAAACGAAGAUGAAAGAGAAUUGCUCAUGAACACGCUCAAGCAAUUCGAAUCCAACAAAGUGAAGGCAAAGUUUGAAGGGCAGUUGGCAGCAACCGUUUGGCGAAGUAGAUUCGGCCGUCCAGCAAAGCUAAAGCCGGUCCUGGGUGAUGUAGAUCCGACCGGUUCCUACUGCGCGGUGCCGGAAGAUUGGCUGCAAAAGAAGUUCGCCGAAACAGUGCCAGUACCACCGACUUCGGACCUCAUGAAACUUGGAUUGGUGAACGCCCUCCCAUUCAUUGGAUUUGGUUUCCUUGACAACUUUACCAUGAUCAUUGCGGGCGACUACAUCGAGCACACGCUCGGGCUGUUCAUGUGCAUAUCGACGAUGGCGGCGGCAGCACUGGGGAACACCAUCAGCGACGUAAUCGGCAUCGGGUCCGCCUUCUACGUGGAGAAGCUGGCCGAAAUGAGUGGCGUGAAGCCGCCGAAGAUGUCGCCGAUCCAGCUGGAGAUGAAAGCCAGCCGAAGGGCGGCCAAUUUGGGACGAGUGCUGGGUAUUACCAUCGGAUGUCUACUGGGAAUGUGCCCUCUAUUAUUCAUGAAGGAGGAUAAGGAGAAGGAAAAGGACAAGGAUAAGAACAAGCCGUCGGAAGCAAGUGCGACUGAUGCUGCUGCUGCUGCUGCGGAUGGUGUUGCGAACAUUGUUGCCGUGAAAUAAGCCUCCGUCAGUGUGCAAAAGGUACUGAAUUUGAGCUGCGCUGCUGAUGCUGUGUGUUGUUGUUGUCGGGGAGGCAGACAUUCUGUGGUUUACGGUCAAUUUACGGUGGCGCUUCACACGCGUGUUGCUCCACGCAAUCGGAAAUUUAAAUUAGCAAACCUUCCAGCUCUCGUUCCGACCCAUCUCCCUCCCUAGCGUGGUUCAUAUUUUACGUUGAUUGAUCGAUAACGACCGCGUUUGUUUGAAAUUUCGAAAUCGCUUCGGGCAUUUUACCGACCAACGAAACGAACGAUAGUAGAGCAUCGUGCUCGAUGAGAGAGGAUAGAUUGGCGGUGAUACCCUCCGCCAGGGAGCCAUGGCUGGGUGGUUUAGGAAUAUGUAAAUAUUAUCAGUUGAUCGAAUCCAGUACUACCCGAGACACACGACACGCUUCCCCGAAACGACGUGCGAUGUGAUGCGUAUCGCGGAUCAGUGGUAUAGGAUUUAUCGUUCCACCGUUCCUCGCUGGGAGAUAAUUUGCACAAGGAUAGAGGAGUUAUUCGAUUAGCCCACUGCACACGAUUGGUGCUACUGUGUUAUUACUAUUGCUAUAUUUAUUAACCACCACUCUCAACGCAACGCAGCAGCCCACAAUCGCUUUCCUGUGUACUGUUUGAGCGAAAACAAUACGACUUAGUGCAACGUGCUUGUGUUUCGGUUAGUGUGUUACGAUUGUGUUUCAGAUUAGUAUCGUUAAGAGAAUGGGAAGGAGCAGCAAACUUUGUUAAUGAUUAAUGUUCUAGGCAAACCUGUUACCUACUAGUAGCGGAAUGACUAGUCAAACUAGUCCCUAUCUAUAUAAUGUGUUACUGUCGACGCAAUAGAGGAAACAAAAAAAAAAAACACGCAACAAACGAUAUUACUCCUCGGCUCGGGAUGAGCGUAGUACGUACGCGUCGUGCUAUACUAAACUAAUAGACGAAUUAAGAAUUCGAUGACACAACACCAACCAGCCAGCCGUGACCCACUCUAGUAGCAUCAGGCUUAGUUUAAGCGCUAUUCGAACACGAGAACGAGUUUUGUUGCUUGCGAUUGAUUGCGAUUUGAAAGAGUAAAACUAUCCACUUUCUUCCCAACUUUCGGCGACGACUUUAAAAGGAGAGAUGGCGGUUUAUUAACGAGGUUGAGAAAUUACUUCGAAAACAAACAAAAAAUGCUAUUAAACAAAUUAUUAAUGUCACUUAGGGGUAUGUAGGCGAGAGUGCAGUGUAGUGUAAUUGGGUCCAUUUAAGAACAAAACAAGAAAAAAAGAUGCAGGAAUACUUUUUAUUAGCGAUUAGAGAUAUUUAAACACAUUGGUAUUAGCUUUCCGCUAAAUCCGUGACCAAUUUCUCAAGUAUGUACUAGCAGUAGUAAUAGUAGUAGUAGUAGUAGUAGUGGUAAUAGUAGUAGCAUAGUAAAAGCAGAUAUAAUCAUCGUGUUCGUUGGUGUGAAUGAAAGCUUACCAAAAUUCUUCUCUUUGCGCCAUUUUGCAGGAAAGCAAUAGAUUACAAUAUACCUCAUUAAUUUCGCAUACAAGUAUUUACUUACCGCACAUGCUGCGCCGCCGCCCUCCUGUGUGGCACACUAAGGUGAAACGCUUUCGCGGAAAAACUUUCACUGAAACCCGUAAGAAUGAGUUGGCACAUUGGCAAACGUUUCGCUUUGCAUUGUUUUUUGUGUUUUUUGUUUUGCGCCACGCAGUAAUAAGCAGCAUGGUUUAGGCAAAUACCAAGUGACCGAGAUCCAUUCACACCUUUUUUUUUGCCUGCGCGGAGUAAAACCAAUAGAAGCAAGUUUUUCGUUCCAUUUCAUUUUUUUGCUUUUUUGUUGCCUUCCUUAUUGCCAACAAAAAAAAAAACACCUUACGAAACAAAACGAUUCGGAACCAAGUUCUUCCACACACACACACACAUUCCCUAUUCGGCGCGCAGAUAUUUUUGACUAAGCAAAAGAAGGAGCUGUCGAAAAAGGCGACGCGCCCCCCAAAUGCUCCAUGUAAAUCCCUCCAUGUUAAGCACAAUAAUAUUCUAAACAUGAUAUUUCUACUUCCCCAAAACCUACACCUCGGCCUUACACCUUUACCUAUCUACUAAUUAUUCGAAGAAGAAGAGGGAGAAGAAGAAAACAAAAACAAAAAUCUAUAGUAUAUCGUUGAAUUGCUUAAGAAAAUGAAACUAUUUUUCUAUCAUCCUUCCUCCUUCUGGCUGGCCUUUCGUCGGCAAGCAAGCAAGCAGUCAAAAAAAUGGGCAGCUACCACUAACUAACUAACUACUAAAAGAAGGGGGUUGGGCAAGUGCAGCCACCUUCACAGUACCUAAGCAUAAUGGGUCAAUUUUCUAGCCACACAGCGCCACCUGGAUACUGUUGUCCCUACGUCGUCUUUCAACCUACUACUACGUACUGUCGAUUAACUUAUAUAGCGUAUGAAGGGGGACAUCCUGCCCCAAACAAAUUAAGGGGGACUUAACCUAAUAAACCACACCAUGAUGCACAAUGCAUUUGCAGCAUACAUAACGUAACACACAGACACACACACACGCUGUAUUCUAGCUAUUAUAGCAAGCAAAACAAAUUGACAAUUUUUGAAUUAUGCUGUAAACUGCGCCAGGAACCGGAAUCGCGGAGCCUAGUGUGUUGAAUGAAAACAAGUAUAGUCUAGAAAAUAAUCCCGUUCUAAUACCGUAUUUCCAUCUCCAAGAGAGCGAUUGCUUGUGAAGUAUGUAAUGCUUUCAGCUAGAUCUUCCAGUUAGCAGAGUUCAGCGAGGGGGAACGAUGGUCAAACCGAUGCUCAAAUCAAAACAAAACAAUGAGAUCACAACACAGUCUCGCAUACACGCACACCGAAUAAUAUAUGAAUAUAUAGUAGGAUAUUAUAGUAUUAAAAAUACUACUACUAAUACACACUCUCUCUGUAUCGCUCUCUCUGGUGUCCUCGACACUCGAUUGCAUGCGCAUACACGAACACGACAAAUGCGAUAAAACAAUACAACAAUCGACGAACAGCAAUAGAGAAACUAGCAAAUAUUGAAAACCGAAAUGUGUACCAAAAUAAACAGUAAAUUCAUUAUCAUAUUCAACCUUA